Ceutorhynchus assimilis (cabbage seed weevil) is the source of this 1106-nucleotide messenger RNA. The record is from the annotation of a GenBank genome assembly. Lineage: Eukaryota; Metazoa; Arthropoda; Insecta; Coleoptera; Curculionidae.
GGAAAACGCUUGUGUAGUCCAUUAUUCACUGUCCAGUCAUGGCCAAGCUGCUAUUGGUACUUUUUCUAGCUGGUUGCAUUUUGAAUAUAUCCUAUUCACGUUUAAUACCUCAACGUUCUGAUUUAGUAGAACCUCUGGAUGCAGAUUAUGGUACAAAAUCAGAAGUUGUUUCAGAAUUAAACCCAGAAGACGAUUCCAAUAGUUUAACAGAGGUUUUUAAGGAAUCGAAAAAAGUUGGCAAGAGGCAAGCCGGAAAUGAAAACGCAACACCCUCAAAUAAAGCAGAAGCAGAUGCAACAGAAGCAUCCACAGGUUCAGAAGGACAAGAAACAACCGAAGCAUCAGAAGGACAAGUAACAACCUUAGGACCUACAGAACCAUCAACCCCAGAAGCAACCGUAGGAUCUACAGAAUCAUCAACCCCAGAAAAAACAGUAGCAACCGUGGAAUCUACAGAACCAUCAACCCCAGAAAAAACAGUAGCAACCGUAGAAUCUACAGAACCAUCAACCCCAGAGAAUCCAGUAGCAACCGUAGCACCUACAGAACCACCAACCCCAGAAAAAACAGUAGCAACCGUAGGACCUACUACAAAACCAUCAACACCAAAAAAAACAAAAGUGACUGUAGGAUCUACUACAAAACCAUCAAAACCAAAAAAACCAAAAGUAACCGUAGGAUCUACUACAAAACCAUCAACACCAAAAAAACCAAAAGUAACCGUAGGAUCUGCUACAAAACCAUCAGCCCCAACAGAAGGACCAUUGCCCUCAAGUACCACGAUGGCGCCAGGAUCAGACUUUCAAUUGAGCGUAGAAACUAUAAUAAACACUAUCGAUAAUGUAGCUGAAAUUGUGAAGCAAUUCGGAGAGUUCAAUGAAUUAAUUUUUGGAAUUUUUGAAACUAUUCAAGCUAUUGGAGGAACCAGCCGAGCAGCGCUGGACGUAGAGGAGGAUUCAUCCGAAGAGGAAUUUGCAUUUUAUUUUUAUUAGAUGAAAUUCUUGAUAUGGGAUAGUUAUUAUUUAUCUUUAACAAUAUAACUAUAUGCUAGAUCAAAACUUCGUAAUUUUGAAUAAUCAAAAUAAAUUUGAUUGAACUAAUUUUUG